AUAAGCUCUAAACAGCCAAAUCACUUCGUCUUGUCGCUCAUUUCUUAGAAUGGGGCCCCUCGUACUUCUCUUCUCUUUUUCUCUGCUGCAUUUAUGUGCUACACAAGGGACUCCUGUGUUUGUGCAGACAGGAACAGAUUUACUUCUGAAAGUGAAGGAACCUGUUGUUCUGAAGGAGGCAGAUUUAUUUACAUGGAAGGUCAAUGGCAGUGUUAAUGCUGUGAGACUAGUUCAUGGUGGUAAACCAACCAUUUCCCCAAAUUAUAAAUCUAGAGCAGAAUUGUCUGCACAAACUCACUCUCUACUGUUAAAGAACGUACAAAAGAGGGACAGUGGAGUUUACAGAGCAAGUGUUUCUGCUGACAAAGACAUCACUGUAGCUGAAUACAGCGUCACAGUUCUGGAUCCAGUGUCUGGAGUGAAGCUGACAGUGAAACUCUGCAGCUCAGACUCCACUAAGGUCACAGUGAUCUGCAGCACUGAGGACUCUCUCAUCAACAACACGUUCACAUGUGACACACAAACCUGCUCUCACGAGGGAGGAGAGCGAGCAGAGAUCAUCACACCUGGUGCUUCUCUGGACGUCUACCUGGAGAACGGCUCAGUCAUCUGUAACCAUAGCAACCAGGUCAGCUCUACAAGGGACAUCCAAAAGAUUGAAGAUCUUUGUGUGACGCCCGUCGUAUUGAACGACGGCCCAAAUAAUGUUACACCAUCUGUUGUACCCAUUGUCGUAUUUCUUUUGUUCUUGUUCUUGGCUGUAAUUGGAGGAUUUAUUUAUCAUCGAAGGAGAAAACAAAAUAAAGCAGAGAACAUGGAAAAUAUCGUCUAUGAAGAUCCUCAGGCUGUGAAUACAGACCUCCCUCUGCAGCAGAGACCAACAAAUGAUGCCCCCGCUGGUCCUCCACCCUCCAUCUACUCCUUGUUGGGGCCUCCCAUCGUCUCUGAAGCACCCACUCAGCCCAGAGACAACGCUCAGCCAGAGAGCCUGUAUGCAGAGGUGUAAAAACUUCUAAAGUCCUGAAACAGUUCACUAUGAUGUCUUCAACACACUUCUCUGUGUGGAAUGAUCACUUUAGUUUAGUUUAGUUUAGUAUCAGUGAAGGACUUCUGACUGCGUCUUCUUUUUCUGUACGUCGGUUGUCGACUAGCUACUUGAGUCAUGCAAUGAAGUUAAAAGACCCAACUACAGUCAGAUUGCUGAUUUUAUUAUGAAUUAUAACAACAAGCACCUUCUGACUGGAAUCAUUUGCCAGAUAACCUGUGAACAAUAAACUUUUCUUUUAAAAAAUUAAA
Molecule: messenger RNA, 1296 nt
Organism: Labrus bergylta (ballan wrasse)
Lineage: Eukaryota; Metazoa; Chordata; Actinopteri; Labriformes; Labridae
Source: RefSeq, a predicted model, not a curated record